Messenger RNA from Porites lobata, 606 nucleotides. The record is from the annotation of a GenBank genome assembly. NCBI's taxonomy places the organism in Eukaryota, Metazoa, Cnidaria, Anthozoa, Scleractinia, Poritidae.
AUGUACGGCAGCUGGAGUCUGUGGAGCGAGUGUGAUCAUUCCUGUGGGGGUGGUAUUCGGGUCAGGUCUCGCUCGUGCACAAACCCACCUGCCCAGUUUGGUGGCUCGGAUUGUGGCAGCCUAGGACCUGACAGAGAGACUGAAGUCUGCAAUUUGGGUUCCUGUCCACGUAAGUAGCAUCUAGUGUUACUUGAAAAUCCAACAGAAGCGUUGGUAUCGAUGGAAAUCCCUUAAAAGUAAACAGCUCGGUUAAAUAUGCUACUUUACUUGUUCUAGAAGUCCUUGAUGCAACAUAGAAAUCGCACGCGGCAAUUUUUGCGGUUUUAUCGCCAAUAUUUUUGUUAGCCCCUCAACCUCAUAGUUUCUGGAGCGGUAAAUUGAUUCUCAGUGUGUUUCUGACUAUUUUUCAUAGUAAACGGAAACUUUAGUGAGUGGACUUUGUGGACGCCAUGUUCGGUCACGUGUGGCCAAGGUAUCAUGACCAGGAAACGAUUCUGCACCAAUCCCUCUCCGACGAUAGGAGGCAAAGACUGCACGGAUCUUGGACCCGACCAGGAAAAAACCAGUUGUCAGCUUGUGGACUGCAGAGGUACAGCUCUAAAAUAA